Molecule: messenger RNA, 816 nt
Organism: Schistocerca nitens (vagrant locust)
Lineage: Eukaryota; Metazoa; Arthropoda; Insecta; Orthoptera; Acrididae
Exons: 4
Coding region: 1-816 (271 amino acids)
Source: RefSeq, a predicted model, not a curated record
AUGCCGAGGCAGCAGCAGCAGCAGCAGCAGCAGCAGCGAGCACCUGAUGGCGGCGACCACAGCAGCAGCGACCACUGGGAACCAGAGACCUGGCAGCUGAGGCUGCAUCAGCAGAAGUACAAACGAUUGGGAUGUGGUGUAUGGGAGGGCGAGGCAGUAGCAGCAGCAGCAGCAGCAGCAGCAGCUAGCACUGGGAGCCAGAGAACUGGAUGGCUGAGGCAGCAGCAGGAGAAGCACCGACAACUGGGAUGCAGUGACCGGGAGUCCGAGGCAACAGCAGCAGCGAGCAUUGGGAACUGGAGGCCUGGCGGCUUUGGCAGCAGACGCACUGACGACUGGGAUGCGCUGAGGCAGCAGCAGCAGAAGCACCGACGAGUGGGAUGCGGCAACCAGGAGGCAGAGGCAGCAAAAGCAGUGAGCCGUGGGAGGCGGAGACCAGGUGGCAGUGGCAGCAGCAGCAGAAGCACCGACGACUGGGAUGCGGCGACCAGGAUUCCGAUGCAGCAGCAGCAGCAGCAGCAGCAACGAGCCCGGAGAGGUAGAGACCAGGUGGCAGACGCAGCAGCAUCAGAAGCACCGGCGACUGGGAUGCAGCGACCGGGAGGCCGAGUCAGCAGCAGCAGCUGGCACUGGGAAUGGGAGACCUGGCGGCUGAGGCUGCAGCAUCAGAAGCACCGACGACUGGGAUGUGGCGAUUGGGAGGCCGAGGCAGCAGCAGCAGCACCAGCAAGGCAGCAGCAGCAGCGAUCACUGGGAACCGGAGACCUGACAGCUGAGGUAGUUGCAGCAGAAGAACUGACGUCUGGGAUGCGGUGA